Messenger RNA from Lachancea lanzarotensis, 1350 nucleotides. It is a transcript of the gene BIK1, whose product is annotated as LALA0S11e01156g1_1. The transcript has a single exon. The coding region runs from base 1 to 1350 and encodes 449 amino acids. NCBI's taxonomy places the organism in Eukaryota, Fungi, Ascomycota, Saccharomycetes, Saccharomycetales, Saccharomycetaceae. The record is from RefSeq and is a predicted model, not a curated record.
AUGGACAGCUACCAGCGAAAGAUUGGAUGCUUCAUUCACAUUCCUAAUGUAGGACGUGGUCAACUCAAAUAUGUGGGUGCUGUUGAGGGCAAACCGGGUACUUUUGUAGGUGUGGACUUGCUUGCAAAUAUUGGUAAAAACGACGGUUGUUUCCAAGGAAAACGGUAUUUCGAGACUGAAUAUACUCAAAGUGGGCUUUUCAUCCAGCUCCAGAAAGUGGCUGGUCUCAUAGAUGCAGUUUCCUCGGGGAGCGUUUCGAGACGUACGACUUUCGGAGAAACAUAUGCAGGAGGAGAUACUAGAUCUGUAGACGGAAGCAUUGCGAAAUCACCCACCCCCAUGCGACGUAGCUCAAGGCACAGUUCGACUACAUUUUCAGAUGUUAUGGAGGUAGAUGGCGACGAAAGACGUCAAAGAAGCUCUAGCUCCAAGGAAAUGAACCAAAUGAAUCGUAGCAGUGGUCUAGAGAUUAGGCUGCAACAGCAAACACAGGAGCUGCUACAAUGUAAAAAAUUGCUGAGCGAUCAGCAGCUCGUGUUGGAAGAGAUACAUCCGGCAAUUGACGACUACGAGUCUAAGCUGCAGCGGAUGGAGUCUCAAAUAGUCACACUAGAAGCACAACUGGCAAAGGAACGCGAAACGCUAACGAGACAGAAACAGUAUUUCGAAACCGAACACGAGCAAUUGCUCUCAGUGGUCGAAGAGCUUCACACUGAGAUCCGUGAGAACGAAAGGCGAAUGCUAGAGCAGCACCAAGUAGCUCCCCCUCAACCACCUUCGCUGCCGACGGACUCGACCAUAGCUGAGCUGCAAGGAGAAAACGAUGCGUUGCGCGAGGAAAUAGAGGAACUCAAGGGUCGUACAACGGAUCAGGAUAGAGCGGCAGUGAAGUGGCAAAAAGAGCGCGAUCAGCUGAAGCUGCAAGUCGAGUCCCUCAGUUCAGAGUACAAGUACGUUUCGCAAGAACUGCAAGAAUCUUUGCAACAUCAGGAGCAAACUCAAGCUGCCCUUGAAAAAGAACAGGCUCGAUCACAGGCGUCCAGUCUGGUCGCCGCACAAGAACCCAAUCCACAGGUCGAAAAACUAAAACUACAGCUGGCCACGGCGAAUGCCAAGAUCCACACUUUGGAUUCCUCCUCCACUAGACCCAAUACACCAGCGUUAACAAUGGCAUCCGAUCACACAGAACAGGAUACUGAACCCGACACCAAGACGGAACCCGAUUCUCUGCCUUUAUACGUACCCAAGAAAGCGGACCGGGCUGCAGGACGUCACAAAUGGUGCGCGUUAUGCGAAAGAGAUGGCCACAACAGUGUCGAUUGUCCUUUCGAGAACGAGCAGCUCUUCUAA